Molecule: messenger RNA, 4955 nt
Organism: Eublepharis macularius
Lineage: Eukaryota; Metazoa; Chordata; Lepidosauria; Squamata; Eublepharidae
Gene: SMS
Product: spermine synthase
Exons: 11
Coding region: 91-1194 (367 amino acids)
Biological process (GO): spermine biosynthetic process
Molecular function (GO): spermine synthase activity
Source: RefSeq, a predicted model, not a curated record
CCUGGCGCGCACGCAGCUCAGUCAGUCAGUGGCACUCGCAGCGCAGCAGCGGCCGCCUCCACCAGGCAUGGCACAGGGCUCUACCUCACUAUGGCAGCAGCAGCGCGACACAGCACCCUCGACUUCAUGCUCAGUGCUACAGCUGAUUGUAAUGCCGUUUUUAAAGGUCUACAAUCCAUCUUCCAAGAGCAGGAAAUGACAGAGACUAUUCAUAACUGGGGAGAUCUUGGUUAUUUAGCAACAUAUGUCAAUAAAAAUGGCAGUUUUGCCAAUCUACGAAUUUAUCCUCAUGGGUUGGUGUUGGUUGAUGUUCAGAGUUACAAUGAUAUGAAAGGAGAAGAAAAAACAGAGCAGCUUCUAAACAAGGUUGAAGAAAGAAUGAAAGAAUUAUUUAGCAAGGACAUCAAAAGGGUGAAACGGUUGCCAGCCAUUGUGAGAGGAGAUGCCAUUGAUAAAUACUGGCCCACAGCAGAUGGCCGAUUGGUGGAAUAUGACAUAGAUUACAUUGUUUAUGAUGAAGAGUCUGCUUACCAGAAUAUAAAAAUUUUACAUUCAAAACAAUUUGGAAAUAUUCUAAUCCUCAGUGGGGAUGUUAAUCUUGCUGAGAGUGACCUGGCAUAUACACAAGCUAUAAUGGGCAGUGGAAAGGAGGACUACGCUGACAAAGAAGUGCUAAUUCUUGGAGGCGGUGAUGGUGGAAUACUGUACGAAAUAGUCAAACUGAAACCAAAGAUGGUCACCAUGGUAGAGAUUGAUCAGAUGGUGAUUGACGGGUGCCGAAAAUACAUGCGCAAAACAUGUGGCGAUGUCUUGGACAAUCUGAAUGGAGAUUGCUAUCAGGUUCUAAUAGAAGACUGUAUUCCAGUACUGAAGAGGUAUGCCAAAGAAGAAAGGAUGUUUGAUUAUGUAAUUAAUGAUUUGACUGCUGUUCCAAUCUCUACUUCUCCUGAAGAAGAUUCUACAUGGGAGUUUCUGCGGAUGAUUUUGGACCUUUCAAUGAAAGUCUUGAAACCUGAUGGAAAAUAUUUCACACAGGGAAAUUGUGUCAAUCUGACUGAAGCCUUGACUCUUUAUGAAGAACAGCUUGGCAGAUUGUAUUGCCCUGUGGAGUUCUCAAAAGAAGUUGUGUGUGUUCCUUCCUAUAUGGAACUAUGGGUAUUUUAUACUGUUUGGAAGAAGAGAGUUGAUGUUUAAAGCUCAAGGUCCCCUGCCGCACAUGCUGCAUGGAGCAUGUAGACUUGCCACGUGCUUUGUCUUGGCAUCUUGAAUCUUUAAAUUAUAUGCUGUAGAUGAUUCUGAAAGUUAGUCAUGCUAUCAACUUUGUGAAUUCUUUAAAUGUUUUAUUAUUUAAAAGCAAAUGGAAAUGUAUAUUUUGAUGACUUAGGGUGUUAUUUUUUGAAAGUUAAUGUAGAUGAAUUAGCAGCAAAACUAUAGCUGCUGAAUGCACUGAACUUCUAGAAUGUGACCAUUUUUAUUGUUUGGGGGUUUGUUUGCUUUUCAAAAAUGAAUUUUUUAAAAAGACAUUAGCAUUUUAGUGUGGUCCUAUAGAUUUUUCUUCCUUCAGAUUAACCAGUUUAAUAGUCAUGGUGCUUUAAUAGACUUUAAGUAUUUUUGUUUUUGUUUUUUAAACAAAUUGAUCUUCGGUGUGCUUCCAUUAGAGAAAAAAAUAAGGGCAAACUUAUUUUUUUAAGAAUACCCUCAGGCCCACUGUGAUGUUGCAAAGCUACAAUGAAACUUGUGACGUUUUCUUAUGGUAGGCUUCUAUUCUACAUGACCCCAUACAUGUCAAGAUUUGGUUUUUAAUUUUACUCUGUCUUUGCACUAAAGCAAGUGCUAGAUCGUAACUCUGCAAGGAUUUGUUCAGAAGAAAAGUUAAUCACAUGAAAAUGAAAGGAAAAGUUACUUUACCACAUUGAAAGCAACAUGAAUUGGGCCUAAUCCUUAGUUAAAAAGGGAAGAAACUAACUUUAGAUUUUGUUGUUCUAUAUCAAACUAGUCUUACUCUGCAGAUUUUUCAAAAAGUUUCAUGUUGCUACGUAUAAGGAAGUUCACAAAGUAGUUAUACUGGAGUAGCACUACUUAAGUAGUUUAAGUCGCAAGGGAACUGUCACUUCAAAUUACUUUGAGUCCGUGUUACCUGUUUUAUGGAUAGGGACGGAGUAAUGAACUGUUAGCACUAUACAUUUUAAAACUACAGUGUGGCAUGUUCUGCCCUCCUCCAAGUGCAUACAAGAAGCUGAAAUAUAAUGAGGAUUUUUUUCUACUGGUCAUACUCUUUUUUAAUGAUAAUGCUCUACAAGUAUGAAAAGCCAUUUAAAAGGGAAAAUGUAGGACAUUUCACCAGUGCUGUCACCAGGUGGGGCACCAGGACAUUUCACCAGCCCCAUCAAAAUGAAUGGGCAUAGUACUUCAGAACACAGGUCAAAUCUCAUUCAUGUCAGUGCAGGUGUGCAGCAGAAAGUCAAGUGGAUUGUGCUCCUAAGAUUCUUGUGCAUCUUGUAUUUAUAUUUUAUGCAUGUCCGUAAACAGAGUAUUUACUCAACUAAGAUAAGCCCAUCUGUGAAUCUUGUGAAUGACCCUAAAGCAUCACUAGCCAAUACACUGUAUUUAAAUGUGCAUGUUGAAAUAGCCAUUAGAUCCAUAUCUUCUUCUCCACUUGGUGGUGAAAUUAUAUUUUUGUAAGUUCUUUUUGCGUCCUUGGUCUUUCACUGAUAAUUUUGCUGAAAGCAACUCAGAAAUACAACUGUUUUAAGUUUGGGUGUGGGGAGAGAAUUAAAUUGUACUUUAAGGUCUUGGAACAAAAUGACCUUUUCCCCAAGGACUGGAAAAGUUAUUUUGCAUUUCAUUGCUUCAGAGGCUGUCACUGUUUUGUCACUACUAGACUGUGUGCCCAAAAUCAAUAAAUAUAAUCACAAGGUUCAUUCUUUUUCUUGCGCUCUCUUUUUUAUUGUAACAAAACUCAACACAUUUCUACAAUGUUGUUUCUCCAGGGAGAAUUUCUUUGUUAUUUAUUUUAAAAGGCUUGUUCCUUUAUAGUAUAUGAAGGAAUUCUGCAAUGAGGCACAGCAUUGAUUGAAAUGUAGUGUUUUGUUGCACUAAAGCAUAUAUAUGGCACUUUGCGGUUCUCAUAAUGUUAACAAAUGGGCAUAUGUACUUACGACUUACAAGUCCUGAAUUGUGUCAUAUAAAUUGAAGCUUCUUAAUACUUCAAAUCUGUAUAGACAUUAAACAAAACUCUCUGGUCUUGCCUCUGAGCAAACUUCAUUAAAGGUAAGCAAAAUAUUCCUAUUCACUAAAAUAUUUCAUUUUUUGUAUAUUUUUCCCUAGUUUGAGGUCCUAAUUCAAAUGUAAUUGAACAUUUCCAUUGGAAUUUCCAUUUGAUCAGAUGUAGAAUACACAUGGGAGGCUCAGACUGACUUUCCCCUUUCUCCUAAAAGCAUACAGCCAUGUCCCAUUUAUACUGAAUCAUUUUAUCCUGCUUUAAAUAGCAUUCUUCCUUUUUCUUACAAAGUGGCAUUAAAUGGGGCAUUUUUUCUGAAUUUGGUUCUAAGACAUUUCAACACAAGAGGUUUUUCUAAGUAAUGGCAGAAUUAUAUCCAAAGUGUAUAAGAAGUUGCCAUUCCUUCCUGCAAUAAAUUUGGUAUAUAGAAUAUGUACAGAAUAACUGUACUAUUUUUUAAAAAAAUCCAGUUGUUAAAUUGUAAUUUUGUAGAUACAAGUUUUAAAAGUUAGGAGCCCCGUGGCACAGAGUGUAAGCUGCAGUAUUGCAGUCCAAGCUCUGCUCACAACCUGAGUUCGAUCCUGGCAGAAGCCAGCUUCAGGUAGCCGGCUCAAGGUUGACUCAGCCUUCCAUCCUUCCAAAGUCUGUAAAAUGAGUAUGCAGUUUCCUGGGGGUAAAGUGUAGAUGACCGGGGAAGGCAAUGGCAAACCACCCUGUAAAAAGUAUGCCAAGAAAACAUCGUGAUGUGACAUUCUCCAUGGGUCAGUAAUGACUCGAUGCUUGCACAGGGGACUACCUUUACCUUUUUAAGAUACAAGUUAUAUAAUAUGGUUUUGAUAGAGCUUCCCAUGUGAAUUAAGGUGGUUACUAUACACUAGCUUUCUGAAGAAGGACCCAGAUUGUCAUACUUCAUGUUCAGAAAGAAAGAGUAAACAAUUUAGUGAGUCUCCCGAGAGUAGAGCAUUUUUUUUUUUACCAUGAUGUUUGAGGAAGAAAAUGUUGAUGUUUGAUUUUUCUUAUAUAAAUAGACUUCAUGAGCACAGGGUCUGGGGCUAAAAGGAUAUUGUCAUAUUACUUUCCUGACACAUAACAGAUAGGAGCAAGGUUAGUCUUGAAACUGAAGAACACCAAAACAGAGAGGGGUGGGGGGUGUUGUUGUUUGAAAUGUAAUUCAUAUAUCAUCCUCUCAGUUAACAGAAAAAUUGGAAGUAGCAAGUUAACCCCCCCCCCCCAAAUGCUUGUGUAGAGCCUCAUUAUAACAUCACUGUAUGUGGAAACAAAGUCCUCCACAUAUACAUACCCCCCUUUCCAUUACUGCAAGGAAAUGGGAAAGUCUUUAUUUAGACUUUAUUUAGAUAUAGUUGUUGGUGUAAUAUACAGUAUGAAAAUUCACUUUGUUCCCUUUUUGGUAUAUAAGAAACCUGUGAAAGAUUAACAUUUUGUUAUUUUAUACAAGUGAAACUGAGUGGAACUUCUGUUGUUAGUGCCUCACUACACAUGCAAAUCAAUCCCAAAGAUGGUUGGCAUUGUGUGAGUGCGUUUAUUUUUAAAAAAUUCUUUGCACUAAAUGCUGCUUCCAUCUUGAGUGAAAUUUGCCUAUUUUUUAAAAAAAGUUUGAUUACUACUCCAACUUUGCUGAAAUAAAGUUAGUAGUGUACUGACUGCACUGGUACAGUGCAUAUAUUCAAAUCAAGGUACGCUGUUAUGACCUAUGAAUAAAGGUAUGCUGUUAUGA